AUGGCCCACAGCUCCCGGCCCUCGCGCGACUACCCCCACGGCCACGGCCAUGGCCACCGCUCCUCGCGCGACCGGGCCUACAGCACCGACAAGCCUCGUAGUCGACGGCCGUCGGAAGACCAUCGUGCCAGGCGGCGUGAGUCGCUGCCGCAGUACAACCACAAUGGCCACAAGGUCACAAAGGGCAUCCACCCCGAGGGCGAGAGUGGCAGGAGCGGCUUCCACCCCAUCAGGUUCCUCGUCAUCAGCGCCAAGAGCAGCAGCACCCCGUCCAUGCUCGUCAACUUGCUGUGGCCCAUUGUCCCCGUCGCCAUUGCCCUGCACUUUGUAAAGCCGGAAUGGCACCUUGCCAUCUUCAUCACAAACUACAUUGCCAUGCUGCCCGCUGCCAACAUGCUGGGCUUCGCCGGCCAGGAGUUCUCCCGCAAGAUGCCAAACAAGUCUUUUGCCGUUGUGCUCGAGACGACGUUUGGCUCCAUUGUCGAGAUCAUCCUCUUCAUGGUUUUGCUCCGGACCUCAAGGGGCGACUCCAAUGUUCAGGUCAUCAAGGCUGCCAUUCUGGGCUCCAUUCUCGCCAAUCUCUUGCUCUGCCUGGGCUCAUGCUUCAUUGCAGGUGGUAUCAAACACAACCAGCAGGAGUUCCACGAGGCCAUUUCUGAAAACGGUUCGGGCUUCAUGCUCGUUGCUGCCAUGGCUCUUGUCCUCCCUGCCGUCUUCUACUCUUACCUCAACCAAAACCCCGACUACGAAAACAAUGUCGAUAUUGCAUACAAUACCCGCCUCAUCUCCCGUGGCGUAGCCAUCAUCUCCAUCGUCGGCUACCUCAUCUACAUUGUCUUCCAGACGGUUUCCCACGAUGGUCUGCUCCACGAGAUCUACGAAGAAGACGACGCAAAAGACAAGGACCGCCACAAGGAGCUCAAGAAGCCCAAGCUCACCAUGGUCGAAGUCUUGGUAGCCCUCGUCAUCUCCUUGGCCUGCGUCUCACUCGUCGCCAUUGCCCUGGUUCAGGAAAUCCCCUACAUUGUAGAGCGCGGAGUCAGCGACGCUUUUGUCGGUCUGAUUCUGAUUCCACUUGUUGAGAAGAUUGCCGAGCAUCUCCUUGCCAUUGACGAAGCCUAUGACAAUCAGAUCAACAUGGCUCUCGCUCACGUUCUCGGCGCCUCGAUCCAAACCGCUUUGCUCAACGCUCCUCUCGUUGUCCUGGUUGGCUGGGGUCUUGGCGUUGGCAUGGACUACAACUUUUCCAUGUUCGAUGCUGCUGCACUAGUGCUUGCAGUACUUACUGUCGGUUCGUUCCUUCGUGACGGCAAGUCCAACUACCUCGAGGGUGUACUUUGCGUCAUGACUUACAUCAUCAUCGCUGUUUGCGCUUUUUACUUCCCAAACCCAGCCGGUCACGGUGCUUCCGCAGGUCAUGGUGCUGAAGGCGGUGCUGAAGGUGGUGCUGAGGGCGGUCAUUAG
Messenger RNA from Bipolaris maydis ATCC 48331, 1464 nucleotides. RefSeq lists its product as uncharacterized. Gene Ontology annotation, molecular function: calcium:proton antiporter activity. NCBI's taxonomy places the organism in Eukaryota, Fungi, Ascomycota, Dothideomycetes, Pleosporales, Pleosporaceae. The record is from RefSeq and is a predicted model, not a curated record. Gene Ontology annotation, cellular component: fungal-type vacuole membrane. Gene Ontology annotation, biological process: intracellular calcium ion homeostasis; calcium ion transmembrane transport.